UUUGUUUACUCGUCAACCCGACCAUACAAAUCUUCCUUCACUUAUUACAAUCUCCCUGGAUUUUUCACACUCAGCUCGUGUAAAUCCACCAAGAACAUAUUCAUAAUCCUGUACGAAGAGUGAGGAAAAAAAAAAAAACCAAUCUUUUAGCCUAAAAAUAGCACCCAAGAAAUAAAGAAGGGAAAUUAAAAGCCACCGAAAACAGAAAAGAGAAGGGGCAAAAGGGAAUGGGUAAUUCAUUUGGAUGUUCCGCUUCAGGGGAGAGAUUGGUAUCAGCUGCAAGAGAUGGAGAUUUUGUGGAGGCGAAGAUGUUAUUGGACUGCAACCCGUGUCUUUCAAAGUACUCAACUUUUGGUGGUUUGAACUCACCCCUUCAUUUUGCUGCUGCCAAAGGACACAAUGAGAUUGUGGCAUUGCUGCUGGAGAAUGGGGCUGAUGUAAAUUCAAGAAAUUAUUGUGGGCAGACAGCAUUGAUGCAAGCGUGUCGAUAUGGGCACUGGGAAGUGGUUCAGACUCUUCUUCUUUUCAGAUGCAAUGUUAUUAGAGCAGAUUAUCUCAGUGGGAGGACUGCUCUUCAUUUUGCUGCCGUAAAUGGUCAUGUGAGAUGUAUCAGAUUAGUGGUUGCCGAUUUUGUGCCUAGUGCCUCAUAUGAAUCUCUUAAUCCUCAAAUAGUAGUUGAAACAAGUGAUGGUUCCAACAAUCGUAUCAAGCAUGAAGAGAGUGCUCUCUCCAAAUUUGUAAACAAGGCUGCUGAUGGGGGUAUUACUGCUCUUCAUAUGGCUGCUUUGAACGGAUACUUUGACUGUGUGCAGCUUCUACUUGACCUUCAUGCAAAUGUAUCAGCUGUCACAUUCCAUUACGGUACCUCAAUGGAUUUGAUAGGGGCUGGAAGCACACCAUUGCAUUAUGCAGCUUGUGGAGGAAAUUUAAAAUGCUGCCAGAUCCUUCUUGCAAGAGGUGCUAGUCGUUUAUCAUUAAACUGCAACGGAUGGCUUCCACUCGAUGUUGCAAGAACGUGGGGCCGUCAUUGGCUUGAGCCCCUUUUGGACCCUAAUUCCGAUUUGCCAACACCUAUAUUCCCACCUUCUAAUUAUUUAUCAUUGCCGCUAAUGAGCAUUCUAAAUAUUGCAAGAGACUGUGGGUUGCAGUUCUCGGCUAGUGCUUCUGAUGAUGCUGAUAUUUGUGCUGUUUGCUUGGAGAGAGCUUGUACAGUUGCUUCCGAAGGUUGCGCGCACGAACUAUGCGUGAGAUGUGCUCUCUACCUCUGCUCGACCAGCAACAUCCCUCUCGAAUCGAACAUACCGCCCGGCACAAUCCCUUGCCCUCUCUGCCGCCACGGAAUCCUGUCUUUUACCCGACUGGCGGUGGGCCCCACCGAAAAGGAGAUCAAAAUUACGAUAUCGCCCCUCGGCUUGUGCACGCCUUGCAUGCUCCACAACAGAGAGCGUGACCCGUCUGAGUCGACCCGCCCGCCCGACUCGAGAAAAGGGAGACGGGCAGAUUCGGAUUCUAUCUCGUCCGACAUCUUUUGCCCCGUCACUUGCAGCCCAUUUCCAUCUGUGGCUAUGAUCCCUCUCUGCACGUGCAAAAACGGGCCCUGCCCAAAUUUUGAUGUUGGGCCUGGGGAGGCGUGUUUGGAUGGGUCAAGGCCCGUUGUGCCAGGCGAGAGGGAAAAUAUGGAGGGGAUAAGAUUGGAGAAAACGACUUGUUCGAGUAUGUUUUGGGGGAGGAGAAGCUGCAGCAGGGAACACCAGUGCAAUGCUGAGAUUAACGCGUAAAGGUUAAAUCUUUUUCCUCUUUUAUUGACUUUAAUAUUAAUAUAAAUCAUGGGUGGAUAUCGAUUUUUGAGCUAGUUUGAGAUGUGUAAGCGUGCUUGUGAUCGUUGGAUAUCGAUUUCUUCAGCCGAUCCAAUGUGUUAGCAGCUUGUUGACAACUUAU
Striga asiatica is the source of this 1938-nucleotide messenger RNA. Lineage: Eukaryota; Viridiplantae; Streptophyta; Magnoliopsida; Lamiales; Orobanchaceae. The record is from the annotation of a GenBank genome assembly.